AUGGGCACGGUCGGCAUUCCUGUCAAGCUGCUGCACGAGGCCGUAGGGCACACGAUUACGAUUGAGCUCAAGGGCGGCGUCACUUACCGCGGCCGUCUAUUCGAUGCCGAAGACAAUUUCAAUAUCUCGAUGAAGGAUAUCGCCGUCACCGCACGCGAUGGCAAGCAGACGCACCUGGAUAGCGUGUAUAUUCGCGGUAAUAUGGUACGAUUCAUGGUCGUCCCAGAUAUGCUGCAACAGGCCCCGAUGUUUAAGCGUGUCGGCCCGAACGCGAUGAAGGGACGCGGUAUCGGCAGCGCCCGCGGACGUGCCACCAUCAUGCGGGCCCAGGCACGACGUGGCAGGGCACCACCAGGCGUUCGGCCACCCAGUGCGCAUCGGUAG
Messenger RNA from Malassezia restricta, 384 nucleotides. RefSeq names its product small nuclear ribonucleoprotein D3. Gene Ontology annotation, biological process: spliceosomal snRNP assembly; RNA processing. Gene Ontology annotation, cellular component: spliceosomal tri-snRNP complex; U5 snRNP; U2 snRNP. Gene Ontology annotation, molecular function: RNA binding. The record is from RefSeq and is a predicted model, not a curated record. The transcript has a single exon. The coding region runs from base 1 to 384 and encodes 127 amino acids. NCBI's taxonomy places the organism in Eukaryota, Fungi, Basidiomycota, Malasseziomycetes, Malasseziales, Malasseziaceae.